This is a messenger RNA of Closterium sp. Yama58-4, 302 nucleotides long. Lineage: Eukaryota; Viridiplantae; Streptophyta; Zygnematophyceae; Desmidiales; Closteriaceae. The record is from the annotation of a GenBank genome assembly.
AUGAGCGCCAUGGGGUGGGCGCGGGGCGCGCAGUGCACUCAGGUGCAGGGCAUCACAUGCGACGGCGAUGGCAUGGUGACGGCGCUGGACGUGUCGCAGAGGGACCUCAACGGCUCCUUGCCCAUCGCCCUCUCUGCCCUCUCGCGCCUUCAAUCCCUUGAUGUGAACGGCAACCAUUUGUCCGGAACUCUGCCGUCUGCCCUCUCCACUCUCGUCCGCCUGCGCACCCUAACUCUAACCGGCAACAAUUUUACCGGCCCUAUUUUCAACGUCGUUGUCAACAUGCCAUCCCUUGUUACUCU